This is a messenger RNA of Biomphalaria glabrata, 957 nucleotides long. RefSeq lists its product as uncharacterized. NCBI's taxonomy places the organism in Eukaryota, Metazoa, Mollusca, Gastropoda, Planorbidae. The record is from RefSeq and is a predicted model, not a curated record. The transcript is spliced from 5 exons. Bases 4 to 600 code for a protein of 198 amino acids.
UACAUGAUAUCAUACAUGUUGGACAACAAUAUCAUGUCAGUCAAUAUCUACUCUGUGGUUACAGGUCUGCUACUGCCAUGGCUGACCCAUGGUCAAGACCCGACUACCAUUUGUCAGCCGCCACAGAUACAAGUGUCUUUCUACAAUUUCCUAGACAUGACGUACGGGAUCUACUCCAUUGACUUUACAAAGAGCUUAGCAGCAAAAGUUGAAGCUCUUAGCCAGAUAAGAACUGUCUAUGAUUUCAAAACGUUCAUUGCUUACGACAUUACGUCCAGUGGUAAUUGCACCAAGCACGCCAUGAGCUGGACAGAGGUCAUUACUCAAUGUCUUCCAGCCAGUGCCAAGAAAGUGAGCCCCGACAAUGUCUACCUGGGCUACGGUUCUGAAAAGAUUAACAUUCAGACCUGGCAGAUAGACCUGAUCAAUGUAACUCUACAAGUGGCCUUCACCUUUGGAACUAACCCUGUGUAUCCUCUAGUCAGACAUGCAUACAGGCCAGACUUUAAGACACCGGCAAGUAUUGUGAUCUUCUACAACUCUGAGAAUGCAGUCAAUCCUUCACAGUUCAUUAUACCGUCCUCUUGUAUCACCCCAUGAUAUAUGCUUCCACCUAACCAGCAAAUACCGUGAGCAUCUAUAAAUGUGAGAGUACAGUCAACUUUUCACAGUUCAUUAUACAUUGCUCUUGCAUCACCCCAUUAUUCCAGGAUCCCAUUUUCUUGAAGACAAUUCGGGUGUGUGAGAUAUGUGUAUUAUGUAUGAGUGAUGUGUGUGAGUGAUGUAUGCUUCAAUCCAUACCAUAGCACUUUAUUUGUAAAGGAAUAAAAUAACAUGUAACAUGCUUUAACAUAACUUUAUACUGUGUAGUUCUCCCACAUCUUAAUAAUUAAUCUCUUAGUGUUCAUGUACUACAAAUAAAUUCUUUUCAAAAUAAACUAUUGUUUCAUAAUGAUA